Messenger RNA from Hordeum vulgare subsp. vulgare (domesticated barley), 3830 nucleotides. RefSeq names its product nuclear export mediator factor Nemf. The record is from RefSeq and is a predicted model, not a curated record. Gene Ontology annotation, molecular function: tRNA binding; ribosomal large subunit binding; zinc ion binding. Gene Ontology annotation, cellular component: RQC complex. Bases 83 to 3601 code for a protein of 1172 amino acids. The transcript is spliced from 14 exons. Lineage: Eukaryota; Viridiplantae; Streptophyta; Magnoliopsida; Poales; Poaceae. Gene Ontology annotation, biological process: ribosome-associated ubiquitin-dependent protein catabolic process; rescue of stalled cytosolic ribosome.
GUUGAAGGCAAAAGGGAGAAGAGAACACCACAACCUCGGCCGCAAGGAAGGAGACAGGAAGGCAUCAGCUGCGGCGGCGAAGAUGGUGAAGGCGCGGAUGACGACGGCGGACGUGGCGGCGGAGGUCAAGUGCCUCCGCCGCCUCAUCGGCAUGCGCCUCUCCAACGUCUACGACAUCACCCCCAAGACUUAUCUUUUCAAGCUGAUGAACAGCAGUGGAAUCACCGAGUCAGGGGAGAGUGAGAAGGUUUUGUUGCUGAUGGAAAGUGGUGUCAGGCUGCACACCACUCAAUAUGUUCGUGAUAAGAGCACCACACCUUCUGGGUUCACUCUCAAGCUGCGGAAACAUGUUCGUGGCAAGAGGCUUGAAGAUGUUCGUAUGCUGGGAUAUGAUAGGAUGAUCCUCUUUCAAUUUGGACUUGGCAGUAAUGCACAUUUUAUAAUUCUUGAGCUGUAUGCACAAGGAAAUAUCAUUCUCACAGAUUCGGAAUACACAGUGAUGACACUACUACGUUCUCACAGAGAUGACAACAAAGGAUUGGCUAUCAUGUCACGGCAUCGCUAUCCAGUAGAAGCCUGCCGUACCUUUGAAAGGACUGACUUUACAAAGUUAAAAGACACACUGAAGCUGUCUAAUACAGUCGAUGAUAAAGAAUCUUCCCAAGUUACACCUAGUUCAGCUGAUGCUCAGCAGCCUUCUGAAUCCGCCAAUGAUGGAGUGCCUGCUACCGAUAAAUUGGAAGAGCCAGCUAAUAGAACAGGAAAGAAGUCUGCUGCAAAAAUUAAGCAGUCAGGUUCAGAUGCUAAAGCGAGUAAUGGCACUCAAUCAAAUAGAGCUACUCUGAAGACACUUAUUGGGGAGGCAUUGCCUUAUGGCCCAGCACUAGCGGAGCAUAUCAUAUUAGAUGCUGGGUUGCUUCCAAGUACAAAGAUUGGGAAAGAUCCAGAGACCAGUCUUGAUGAUCAUACUAUUCAGUCUCUAGUAGAAUCUGUUACAAGGUUUGAGGACUGGCUUGUAAAUAUCAUUUCUGGCCAAAGGAUCCCCGAGGGGUACAUACUCAUGCAGAAUAAGAUGACCGCAAAGAAGAAUGUCACAUCAUCAGAAGGGUCUUCUAUUAACCAGAAGGUAUAUGAUGAAUAUUGCCCUAUCCUGCUGACACAAUGUAAGUCAAGGGAAUAUGAUGAAUUUGAGACAUUUGAUGAUGCACUAGAUGAGUUCUACAGCAAAAUAGAAAGUCAAAGGGUGAAUCAACAGCAUAAAGCAAAAGAGGAUUCAGCAGUCCAUAGGCUCAACAAAAUAAAGUUGGAUCAGGAGAAUCGUGUACAUACAUUGAGAAAGGAAGCAGACCAUUGCAUCACUAUGGCAGAACUAAUCGAGUACAAUUUGGAGGAUGUGGAUGCAGCAAUGAAAGCUGUUCGUGUUUCCCUUGCAAAUGGAAUGAGUUGGGAAGCUCUUUCUCGCAUGAUUAAAGAGGAGAAAAAGGCUGGAAACCCAGUAGCUGGUCUAAUUGAUAAGCUCAGUUUUGAAAAAAAUUGCAUUACUCUACUUCUUAGCAAUAAUCUUGAUGACAUGGAUGAGGAAGAGAAAACUGCGCCUGUUGAGAAGGUUGAGGUUGAUUUAUCACUUUCUGCUCAUGCAAAUGCUAGACGGUGGUAUGAAAUGAAGAAAAAACAGGAAACCAAACAAGAGAAAACUAUCGAUGCACACGAGAAAGCUUUCAAAGCAGCCGAGAAGAAGACACGUCUUCAGCUUGCACAGGAAAAAACUGUGGCUGCAAUCACUCAUAUGAGGAAAGUUCACUGGUUUGAGAAAUUCAAUUGGUUUAUCAGCAGUGAAAACUAUCUGAUUGUCAGUGGCCGAGAUGCUCAACAAAAUGAGUUGGUCGUCAAGCGGUACAUGUCUAAAGGAGAUUUGUAUGUGCAUGCGGAGUUACAUGGAGCUUCCAGUACAAUAAUCAAGAACCACAAACCUGACAGUCCAAUACCACCCUUGACAUUGAACCAAGCAGGAUGUUUCACAGUUUGCCACAGCAAAGCAUGGGAUUCAAAAAUUGUUACAAGUGCUUGGUGGGUGUAUCCUCAUCAAGUUAGCAAAACUGCUCCCACUGGCGAGUACCUCACUGUUGGUAGUUUUAUGAUCCGUGGCAAGAAAAAUUUCCUUCCACCUCACCCCCUUAUUAUGGGCUUUGGUAUUCUCUUCCGUUUGGAUGAGAGUUGCUUGGCAUCUCAUCUAAAUGAAAGGAGGAUUAGGGGUGAAGAUGAGGCCCUUCCAGAAACCGAAGCAGAGCCUCGUCUAAAUGAAAGGAGGAUUAGGGGCGAAGAUGAGGCCCUUCCAGAAACCGAAGCAGAGCUUCAAAAGCAGCAAAGUAAUCCUGAACCGGAUGACAAACUUGCUACUGGCAGUGAGACGAGCAAAGGAGCUCAUGAUAAUGAAUCAAGGAGGGAUCAUACUGCUGUUCACCAGAAUGAUGAUACCAACCAUUCUAAUCUGCCUACUAAUGUGGAUACUGCCAACAAAUCUCAACAAGUUGCUGAAACGAAAACUGUGGAAAACAGUGGAACCGAUGCUUCCGUUUCAUCUCGACUGGAGGAUCUGCUUGAUAAGAGUCUUGGUCUGGGCCCUGCCAAGGGGUCUAGUAAAAGCCCUUUGCUCAUCAGCACUCUUUCAAGUUUAGGAGGAGACACUGAUGAUCUUGAUGUGAAGAAAUCAAUGGUAAGAGAGAAACCAUAUGUAUCAAAAGCAGAGAGAAGAAAACUGAAGAAGGGUGAGAAUGCCUGUGAAUCUACUAGUGAUCCUCAAAAAGUUGUCAAAAAGCCAGAUAACCCACAGCAAGAGAAGGGCAAGGAUAAUACAAAGGCUGCUAAUCCUAAAACAACUCGUGGACAGAAGGGCAAGCUUAAGAAGAUUAAAGAGAAGUAUGCAGAGCAGGAUGAAGAGGAAAGAGAAAUUCGUAUGGCUUUGCUUGCGUCUUCUGGAAAGGCUUCACAAAAAGACAAUCCUUCACAGGAUGGAGAAGAUACCACUGCAAAACAACCAAAACCAUCAACUGGCGAAGACAUCUCUUUAAAAGUUUGUUAUAAAUGCAAAAAAUCUGGACAUCUAUCUCGUGAUUGCCCUGAAAGUACAUCGGCUGUGGACCUGACCGAUGUCAACGGUGGUAGAGGCAGAGAUGGUAUGGAUAGAAGUGCUACUCCUGUUGAUGGCAGCAUUGCCAUGGAUGAAGAUGACAUCCAUGAACUUGGUGAUGAAGAGAAAGAGAAGUUGAUUGAUCUGGACUACUUAACUGGAAUUCCAGUGGCAAGUGACAUUUUGCUAUACGCAGUACCUGUAUGUGCACCUUAUAACGCGUUGCAGACUUACAAAUAUCGCGUAAAGAUCACCCCGGGCACUGCAAAGAAAGGAAAAGCCGCCAAAACUGCUAUGAGCUUAUUCAUGCACAUUCCUGAUGCCACGAACCGUGAGAAGGAAUUAAUGAAGGCAUGCACUGAUCCUGAAUUGGUUGCUGCGAUUAUUGGAAAUGCCAAAAUCACUGCACCUGGCCUCACACAGCUGAAGCAGAAGCAAAAGCAAAAAGGGAAAAAGGCUGCAAAAAACAACUAGCUCAAGUUUUGUUCCAAUGCGUUCUGCUGAAAGCAUGUAAGUCCUGUGGUAUGAUCCGUCUGCAGUGUGCAGAAAGCAUGUAAAUCCCGUGAUGUGACCGAGGCAUACCUCGAGGCAGCAAAUACACUUUAGUGCAUGUAAGUUAUUUUACACCUCUGGCAUUUGAGAGGCCAGGGGCCAAUUCAACAGAGACGACGGCUUAAAAUAGCAAAUAUACACUUUGUGGUGU